AUGCCGGUGCCGCCGCCGCCGCCACUGGCAUCGCCGCUCUGGCGGUCGCUGCGAUCGUACCAGAUCUUUGGUGCCAAUACCGAGGUGGGGAAGACGGUCUUCUCAACGCUGUUGUGCAAGGCUGCUGCGAGACGGAGCCCUGGCGGCGUAGCGUUUCUGAAGCCGGUUUCGACGGGGCCGGAUAGCGAGGCUGAUGAUCGUCACAUCUCUAAGUUCGCCUCGGAUGUCUCCAACAAGACUCUGUUUCAGUAUAAAAUCCCAGUUAGCCCACACAUUGCAGCUCGGGUCUCCAAUACCACAAUUCCCUCAAACGACACCCUUCUCUUCCAAUGCCGAGACUACGCAGCUCAAUGCGCCAACAUCGGCAGGAAAUGGCUGUUUGUCGAAACCGCAGGAGGCGUUCACUCUCCCGGCCCUUCAGGCACAACUCAAGCGGAUCUAUACGCACCGCUUCGACUUCCAGUUGUUCUUGUGGGUGAUUCUCGUCUUGGGGGCAUCUCUCAGACGAUAUCGGCCUUUGAGUCACUCCGCAUGAGAGGCUAUGAUGUUGAAUCGGUGGUGCUGUUCAAGGAGGACAAGUAUCAGAACUUUGCCUAUCUGUCAGAAUACUUCGCGGAGCAUCAUAAUGUGCCCGUCGCGGGCGUGAUUGAACCGCCGGAAAGGAAAUCAAACCUCGAGGAGGAUGUCCGAGCAAUGUCACAGUACUAUGAAGAGCAAUCUCAGGAUGGAAACACGACCAAUGUCAUUUCCCACCUGGACAGCCGUCACGAGGAGCGCAUUGCAUCUCUCAAUUCCAUGGCAACCGAAGCUCUGCAGAAAAUAUGGUAUCCUUUUGCCCAGCACAGUCUUUUUACUGGACCAAAGGACAUUAAUGUCAUCGAUUCAGCCCACGGCGACUACUUCCAGACGCUGGCCCCUUCCUCUCCAACAUCACAGACCGAUAGCCUACUCCGAGCCUCAUUCGAUGGUUCUGCUUCCUGGUGGACGCAAGGUCUCGGUCAUGCCAAUCCCAAGCUCACUCUUGCUGCCGCUUACGCCGCCGGUCGGUACGGCCACGUCAUGUUCGCCGGUGGUAUUCAUCGUCCUGCCGCAGAAUUAUCCUCAAGACUGCUCAAGGGGAUGAACAGUCCGCGACUUAGUCGGGUCUUUUUCUCUGACAAUGGCAGCACUGGUAUCGAGGUCGCUCUCAAGAUGGGUCUUCGAGCAGCCAAGCUCCGAUACGGAUGGGCUGCAGAGGAGAAGCUCGGGGUUGUUGGCCUCAAGGGCUCUUACCACGGCGAUACCAUUGGUGCCAUGGACUGCUCGGAGCCGAGUGGAUAUAACGAAAAGGUCGAGUGGUAUGUUGGAAAAGGCCACUGGUUUGACUACCCGACUGUGUUGUGUGUUGGUGGCAAGUGGCGUGUGAAUGUGCCUGAAGAGCUGAGGCAGGCUUUGGGCGAAGAUGCAGACUUUGGCUCGCUGUCGGAAAUCUUUGAUAAGCAGGGCCGGAGGUUUGGCUCUGUCAUUAUCGAACCAGUUGUCCUCGGUGCUGGAGGCAUGGCGUUGGUAGAUCCUCUUUUCCAGCGCGCCCUCGUCAACGUUGUUCGCAAAUCUCCAGACCUCUUCCGCAAGCCAAACGCGCCCAUCGAAGAAUCUCCCAGCAGUUCCACCGCGUGGACUGGCCUCCCAAUCAUCUUUGAUGAGGUCUUCACUGGCCUCUACCGUCUUGGUCGCUUCACGUCAUCUUCUUUCCUUGAGACGUAUGCCGAUAUCUCUGUUCAUGCAAAGCUUCUUACUGGAGGCCUGGUUCCGCUCUGCACGACGCUUGCUUCGGAGGAUAUUUUCCAGACGUUUAAUUCUCCGGAUAAGACUGAUGCGCUUCUCCACGGGCACAGCUACACGGCUCAUCCCGUAGGCUGCCAGGUCGCCGUAGAGUCCGUCAAGGAACUGCAAAGGAUGGACCACAGCGGAUCCUGGAACUGGGCCAAGUCACAAGGCUGGACAACCCCUGAGGCUUCUUCUUCCGCAAGUGGCCAGCCCGCGGUCGACAUCUGGUCAACCUGGCCGCGAAAUCUCGUGGAGGAUCUGUCUCGUCAGACGGAUCGUGUAGCUGGAAUCUGGGCUCUUGGAAGCGUUCUUGCCAUCCAUGUCAAGGAUGCAGCGGGCAGCACGGGAUACUUUAGCGAUGCUGCGCAGAGUCUUCGGGAUGGCCUCAUUGCGGGCGAUGCGGAGGGCGCUAAUGGCUCGUGGAACGUGCAUUGCAGAGUUCUUGGAAAUGUUCUGUAUCUGAUGGCGAGCCAGAAGACGAUGGAGGAGAGCGUUGCGCAGAUUAGUUUGUUGCUGAGAAAAGGAUUGAACGCGUGA
Trichoderma breve is the source of this 2343-nucleotide messenger RNA. Its product is annotated as aminotransferase class-III domain-containing protein. Gene Ontology annotation, biological process: biotin biosynthetic process. Gene Ontology annotation, cellular component: mitochondrion. The record is from RefSeq and is a predicted model, not a curated record. Gene Ontology annotation, molecular function: magnesium ion binding; ATP binding; S-adenosyl-L-methionine:8-amino-7-oxononanoate transaminase activity. Bases 1 to 2343 code for a protein of 780 amino acids. NCBI's taxonomy places the organism in Eukaryota, Fungi, Ascomycota, Sordariomycetes, Hypocreales, Hypocreaceae. The transcript has 5 exons.